Bacidia gigantensis is the source of this 774-nucleotide messenger RNA. RefSeq names its product 60S ribosomal protein L7 (gene RPL7). The record is from RefSeq and is a predicted model, not a curated record. Gene Ontology annotation, biological process: maturation of LSU-rRNA from tricistronic rRNA transcript (SSU-rRNA, 5.8S rRNA, LSU-rRNA). NCBI's taxonomy places the organism in Eukaryota, Fungi, Ascomycota, Lecanoromycetes, Lecanorales, Ramalinaceae. The transcript is spliced from 4 exons. Gene Ontology annotation, molecular function: structural constituent of ribosome; RNA binding. Bases 1 to 774 code for a protein of 257 amino acids. Gene Ontology annotation, cellular component: cytosolic large ribosomal subunit.
AUGGCUCCUCAGAAGCACUCAGCUACUAUCAAGACAUCGGUGCCAACCGAGGAUCAGAUACUGGUGCCGGAGACACUGCUGAAGAAGCGCAAGAGUCAAGAAAAAGCGCGUGAGGACAAGCUAGCAGAGCAGAAAGAGAGGAAAACCGUCAACAAGGAGAAACGCGGUGUCAUUUUCAAGCGAGCCGAAUCAUACGUCAAAGAGUACCGUGACGCAGCACGAGAAAAGAUUCGCCUGUCCCGUUUGGCAAAGCAAGAAGGCACAUUCUACGUCCCCGCCGAGCCAAAACUCGUCUUUGUCGUCCGUAUCAAAGGUAUCAACAAAAUCGCUCCCAAACCCCGAAAGACCCUUCAAUUACUCCGCCUCCUCCAAAUAAACAAUGGCGUCUUCAUCCGCCUCACGAAAGCCACUUUGGAAAUGCUCCGCAUCGUUGAACCUUGGGUAGCUUAUGGGUAUCCCUCGAUCAAGACCGUGCGAGAUCUUGUCUACAAGCGAGGAUACGGCAAGAUAGAUAAGCAGCGCAUCCCGCUGACCGACAAUCAGUUGAUUGAGGAACAAUUGGGUAAGCUUGGGAUCAUCUGCAUGGAGGACCUGAUCCACGAAAUAUAUACUGUCGGUCCAAAUUUCAAGCAAGCGAGCAACUUCUUAUGGCCAUUCAAAUUAAGUAAUCCGAAUGGUGGAUUCAAGGCGAGAAAGUUCAAGCACUUCAUCGAGGGAGGUGAUUUGGGGAAUCGGGAGGAGAACAUCAAUGCUUUGAUCAAGCAGAUGAACUGA